Pomacea canaliculata is the source of this 11499-nucleotide messenger RNA. RefSeq names its product fragile X mental retardation syndrome-related protein 1-like. Gene Ontology annotation, biological process: regulation of dendrite morphogenesis; regulation of dendritic spine development; regulation of mRNA stability. Lineage: Eukaryota; Metazoa; Mollusca; Gastropoda; Architaenioglossa; Ampullariidae. The transcript has 16 exons. Bases 39 to 2183 code for a protein of 714 amino acids. Gene Ontology annotation, cellular component: neuronal ribonucleoprotein granule; nucleus; membrane. Gene Ontology annotation, molecular function: protein homodimerization activity; translation regulator activity; mRNA 3'-UTR binding. The record is from RefSeq and is a predicted model, not a curated record.
AUGCUGCAAGAAUUUCCCAGCAUUCUUCAUUACCCAAAAUGGAGGAGCUUUCGGUUGAAGUCUGCGGUAAUAACGGCGCUUAUUAUAAGGCUUUUGUGAAGAGUAUCAGUGGAAAUGAUGUUAUUGUGGAGUUUGAGAACAAUUGGCAGCCUGAGAGAAGAGUGCAGACGAGUGCUGUUCGACUCCCUCCCAGUGACAGUACAACAAAACCUGACUUCAGGGAGGAUGAGAGGGUGGAGGUUUUUUCUAAGGCUGCAGACGAUGAGUCUUGUGGAUGGUGGCAAGCUAAAAUUAGGAUGCUGAAGGGAGAAUUUGCUGUUGUGGAGUACUUGGGCUGGGAGAAUACCUAUACUGACAUUCUGCCCUUGGACCGCAUCCGCCGUGUCAACAGCAACUCACCUAUCACAGCUGAUAGUUUCCAUCAACAUAUUUUGGAAGUGCCUCCAGACCUGAGGGAUGGCUGUCAAGGGGAGGGUGCACUUUCUGAGCUGAAAAAGCACCUCGGGGGUGCUGCUGCUGUGUCCUAUUGCUCCAUUGACAAUUCUAUCCAUGUCCUGUCCACAAAUUCUGGUGUAAUCAAACGGGCAUCACUUAUUGGGGAUAUGUUCCUGCGAAAUGUUCGUCAAAAGUUACUUUUAAAGCAGAGGACAGAGGAGGCAGUCAAGAAAUUGCAGAGCACAAAGAUACGUUCAGGGUACAUGGAAGAAUUCUCAGUCCGUGAAGACCUUAUGGGCCUAGCAAUUGGCACACAUGGAGCUAACAUCCAACAAGCCCGCAAGAUAGACCAUAUAACAGGCAUCGAGCUGGAUGAGAACACAUGCACAUUCAAGGUGUAUGGUGAGACAACGGAGGCUGUAAAGCAAGCAAGGAGUAUGCUUGAAUUUUCUGAGGAAACAUUUCAAGUGCCAAGAGAUUUGGUUGCAAAAGUUAUUGGAAAAAAUGGCCGAAAUAUUCAAGAUAUAGUGGACAAGUCUGGAGUUGUGCGUGUCAAAAUAGAGGGAGAUAACGAACAGGAGGCACAACGAGAAGAGGUUUUGUUUCAGGGUCAGGUGCCUUUCAUCUUUGUGGGCACCCGUGAAAGCAUUGGUAAUGCGAAGUUGCUGCUGGAAUAUCAUCUAGAUCACCUCAAAGAAGUGGAGCAGUUGAGGCAAGCCAAACAAGAAAUAGAUAUGCAGUUGAAGAGUCUGUCAGGUGCUCAGCAGGGACCAUACUUUCCUCCACCAAGAGAUCGUAGAAACAGCAAUGAUCCAUAUGAAGAUCGUAAUCGCCGUGGACGUGGGGGCAUGCGUGGAAUGGGUGGAAGAGGUCGUAGACCCUGGAAUACAGAUCGUCCAGGAGAUGAGCACGCACCUGUAGGCGAUUGGUCCACUGAAGUGGUGGAAGAAGAACGAAGGCAGUCAGGCUACUUGACGGACAGCGUGCUCAGUGGAAGGGGGCGGGGCUAUAGAAAGGGGCGUGGCCGUGGUAGAGGCAUGGGCGGGGCUUCAUCCAGUAGGGAUUCUGAUUACAGCAACACUAGGUACGACCGAAGAUCCAACCGUGGUGGAUAUGACCAUGGCAACACCGACUUUCAUCAGUAUCAAGGUCCCCACAUGUUUAACUAUGAUGAUGAUGAAUCCCGUGACACAAGGUCUCGACGGCGAAUGACAGAUGAUGAUGAUACUGUUCUGGACAAUGCAAGUGUCAACAGCCAGGAAGAUGAUCGGCGUCCAGACAGAAGAAGACGGCGACGACGAAAUAGGGUCCGAGGUAGCACUAGUGCAGCAUCUGGCACAGAAACGGACACUAGUAUCCAGACAGAUUCAAGAAACUACCGCCAAGACAGGGGUGCCCGACAGAGUCAACCAUCUCGUGGAAAUGCCAGCAGAAAUUCUGCCCCUGUCAAAGCUGAAGACACGUCUUCUCAGCCUCUCAGUAACCAUGGUGGUGCUGGCAAUGGGAAUUCUGCCACUCGAAAUACUAAUUCGAAUACAUACUCAGGGGGCGGUGAAGACAAUUCAGUCAAACCAGCAAAAUCAGACUCAAACCAGCAGCCAAAAGAACAACGCCCCCCACGUCGGCCAGCACCCCCUCCGGCUAAAGCUUCUGGGAAUGCCAUGAGUGGCAGUGACUCAGACAGCAAGGUGAAGGCCAAGGCUGGCAGUGCUCCAAAGUCCAAAGAACAGAUAGUUAAUGGGGAAUAAUUGUGCUUUUGAGCUUGUUGGUCUGAGUGUCGUGCUGGUGCCGAGUGGAUUGCUGCGUGAAUUUCAGCCCCAGUUUUUCAGGUGGUUGUAAGACCUGUUUUUCAUCUGGAACAGUAACUUGGCUACCCUUCCCUGAUUGAGAAGUAGUUGUCAAAGAUCACCAACUAGAUGACAUCUUACCACAGCACCCUUCCUUCCCCUCCCUGAAAACUGGUUAGGCUGAGAAAGAAAUAUGGUUGUGUACUUAAUAGAUACGGGAAACUGCUGCAUACUGGAACGAUACUGCCAAAGAUUUAUGAUGUGUGCAUGCGAGUUUGUAUGUUCAAAGACCUAGUUUCUCUAGAAUUGUGCUAUGUAGGGCUGAAUGUCGGUAGUUAAUAAUUCUGUCAUCCUUAGCCUGGGAGGUUCUGAUCUGGCAGGCAGGUGACAGUCACCUUGAAUAAAGCUUUGUUGUAUAGAGUUAUAGGCUAUAGCCACUAGCACAGAGCUGUACCUGUCCCAGGUACAAUAAUCUUGCAGCAUAUGUGUAACAGACAUGACAACAUCGCUGUCGCAGACAUUGCAACAAAACGGCUGAAGAAGAUUAUGACUGACAUCAGAAGUUGAAAUUUGUCCAGCAUUUAGACAAAAAUCUCUCGGUGGACAUCUGUGGUCAAGAAGAAGGGGGUGGGGGGUGUAACCACAACUGUCAGAGAUAACCUACAGGUAAAGAUGACAUUGAUAACUUGCUGACAUGUUGAGAACUGCAAAAAUGUAGUUUGCAGAAAUCUGAGCAGUUCUCUUUUCUGCUUUGAUCCUUGAGGGUCAUAGAGGGUGUUAGAGAAUCUUGCAAGACUUGGCAGUAAUCCAUCUCAAAGUGAACACUGAAUCAUUCUGAUAUGCCUGUUUAUGUAACAGCUCAGGCAAUGUAUUUGGCAUGGUAGCACUCUGUAACACACUACUCAUUUGGAAGCCAUGCCAUUUGUCUUCUGAUCAGUAGAACGUUCUGGUCAGUAGCAGACAGUCCCAAUGUAAGAAGUGAUUGCAGCCAUCUCUGCAUUAUGCACAGAGCGGUGGAGACAAGACAGGACACCGACCUCGACCAAAACUUGAUAAGGAUUUGAACUAACAAUGACGACUUCUUGUCAACGGAAUUGAAGACUUUUGCACUGACUUGUUUUGUGCAUUGUAAAGGAUUUCAGUAUCCUUUCCAUAUGACAGUCUCUUUUUCCACCACCUGUCUUCUUGAGCACCAGUUUAGUUAUGUUUCUUGUGACUUUGCCUCCAAUCAUUCUCUUCCUUUCGAUCUUCUUGAGCACCAGUUUGGUCCUCUUUCUUGUGACUGGUCUUUCAAUUAUUCUCUUCCUCUCGAUCUUCCCGACCACCAGUAUAGUCCUGUUUCUUGUGAAAUCGCUUUUGAUCGUUCUCUCUCUGUCUCUCCCUUUGCUAACUUUCACUAGUUUCCUUAAUGCCUAAGUUACCUGAAUAAUUUGUUCUUUCUUUCCUCAUUGUAUCUCAGCUGACUAGAAUUCUGAAUAAUGUAACUUCAGGGGUUUUUUGUGUGUAGCAGAUGUUUAUUGUUCAGUGUUGGUGCUGAUAAAUCUUCAGUGAUUAUUGCAAGUCUGUCAUCUACCUAUAAGAGUAGAUAUUAUUUAGUAAAGAGCAACAAGUCAUGAGUUUUUAAAAGUGUUUGCUGUUGCAAGUAACUGUUACAUUUCUUUUGCAUUUUGAAUUUUAUUAAUAGAUACAUAGUUGAUCACUACUCCCUGCUGAAAAUAAGAUUUUUAUUGCAGUGGUCACUGUUUGGAUGUUAUUAAAAUAAACUUCAAAAAAGGUGCCUCUGAUGUGUACUGUGAAAUUGAAAGAAGUUAUUAGAUAAUAUAAUAAACUUGUUAUGUGCUCUUUGUGAAAUCUUACCCAAAUUUCUUGCACAUUAAGGUGUUAAAAAGUAUGGGCUGUUUAAUUUUGCAUAAUGAAUAAAAUCAGUUACCCCACUACACACCAUCACUAACCCCACACAUUAAAAAAUGUUUUUUUUUUUUCUUUGUUCUUCUUGUGAAGUUUAUUUUAAUAGAUAUCUGAUUAUAAUAAUUAUAUAACAGAUUAGAUGGAGUACAUUUUGGUAGGAAAGUUCAGACUUUUCUCCCUAAAAUUCUAACUUUGAAGUUUUGAUGCAUGACUCUUUUCUAUUCAUUUUCAUUCAAUAAUCUUAAAUAAGAUUUAUCAAGCCAUCUUUGUGCAAGUUCUUUGCACGUAAGAGCCAUUUAAGAAUUUUUUUUUUUUAGUUAUUUGUAUAAAAGCAUUUCAUCUGUUCUAAAUCGAAAUUGCUGUUAGAGCAUGGUGGUGACAAAAUAUUCAAAAAGGAUUUUUUUUUUUAACAUUUGAAACCAGAUGUCAUGUGAGUUGGGACCUAAAACAAAAUAAGGGUGCAUAAUUUGUCCAUUUGCUUUCAUUUUAUACAUUUUAAAAAAGUAAAUGCAGGACUUGUUCAUCAUGAACUGGUUCAUUUUAAGACUUUUUUUUGUUGUUGCCUUCAAUGGCUAAAAUAUUGUCCAGCUGUUUUGUGUAUGGGGAUGAACAGGAAACAUGAUAUGCACUUGGAGAUGCUCUACUUCAAAGAUAAGAAUUUGAGAAUUAGACUAGGCAUGUUUUAUUGUUUUGCCACGAUCAUGACUCUCGUGGAUUGCGAAAAGAAUAGAUGGCAUCUCAUCAAGUAUAUCUUGAUGAAUUAUUUUUAAUGAGAAUUUAAGAUUUUAUGUUUAAAUGACCAUAUGAUGCUUUUGGCAGCGUUUAGAGUUAAAACUUUUCAAAUUCUCUUGCUUUUUAUUUACAUUUGUAGUAAAUCCUUGUGCAUUUGCAUAAUUUUUCCUCUUAAAAUCUGUGUUGGUGCACUUUUUAAACAAAGCGAUAUAUUUGGAUCUUAGGUUAAAGAUGUUAUGAGGUUAAAGGAAAUGUGAAAGACUUCAAAACUUGCCACUUGCCAGGAUCCAAAUGACCACAUCUGGUAAGGGGUGGUGGAUGGGACAAACUUUUUGAGCUUUUAAUUACCAUGUACCAUCAGACACUGUGGAUGUUUUCAAUAUCUGUUAACCACACUUGAUGCUUUUGCUGUGGCCUACAGUUUAGUUCACAAUUUAUACAUAUAUGAGCUGAUGCAUCUUUGUGUUGUAUUCCAGUUCUUACAUCUUUCCUCUUUGAAGGUGGUGUCUGCAUACAUCAGGGGUCUUAAGUGUAUUUGAUGAUCAUUUGCAUUCUAAUAUUUCUGCAUUUUUUUUACGUUUUGAUAACUUCAAAAUUGAUGAUAAUGUAACUCUUAAAGUGGCGUACCUAGAAUUAUUUGCACACAUUAUUUGCCUUUUUGCAGUUCUGCAAAAAAGUGUUUACUUACAAUUCUUACUUGGGGAUUUAAGAGCUUAUUUUAGAAAUUGAUGGCAGGGAUAAAACUUGCACUCAAGUUACCAUGGCUAUGGCCCAGAAGUCAACUACAACCUCGCAGAUACAAGCUGUUGUGGGGACUAUACACAUGGCCCUUUGCAAGCACAAAAAAACUGUAGCAAUUCGCAAAAUCUGUCAUAUAAGAUCUUUUCAAACCUUCCUGAAAAAGUUUCAGAACUUGUCCCCUUUGCCUAUUGAGGACAAACUGGUACUGAGAUUGACAGAGAUCCCAUCUUGUGACCUAUCUGUGGCCCCAUAAGGUGUCUUGAGAAUUAAACCACCAUCUGCCAUGAACUGAUUCUCAUGAGUUUUAAGAUAAAGAACUUGUAGGAAUUGUUAAUUAGCUACGGUCAUGUGUGCUUCAGCUUUCAUUUGAAGACAUUCAUUGAAAAUUGGCAGUAGUGGUUUUUGUUGUUUUUAAAUUGCUGGAGUUUAGUUAUUUGUCUAAAUAUAUGGAAUUGCAGAUAUGAGCAAAAGACAAGAAUGAUUACCAGAGGCAAGAACUGCCUUCAGAUUUUCUUCAGAGUUUUCAUCCUUGUAAAGAGGGUUUUUUUGUUUUUUUUUAAUCAGCCCAUAAGUUCCUUUUUUGAAUGAUAGUGGUAGGUAAAGGGUGGUCUUUGACGGGUUUUUUGAAAUAGUUUUUUCCCCCUCACCAUUGGAAUAUUUAUAAAUUGUUUUUCUGCCCUAAAUGACAUUUUGUGCGUGACUACUAUGACGAUUUUGCUGUUUCCAACUUUGAUGUUUUGCUUGUUAAAUAUGCUUUGCUCUUUAUGAAGUUAAGAAAAUGUUUAAAACAUUGCCUGUGUUUUGAAACUGUUUACUUGAAAUUCAAAAUGUUCUAAUACAUAGUAUGACAGAUUUUCUUUUAAAUUGAAACACGAUACAUGUAAUAAAUGGGUUACUGUGGCAAAUAUCUUUGUAUCCUAAAAGUUAUAGAUGCUUUUACUUUAAACAAGUUAAAUUUGUUCUGCUCAUCUUUUCUCUAUUUUUUCAAGCAUGGCAAAAAGCCACAGUGAAGUAAAUUGUACUCCCAGUCUAGGUCAUUUCACUUUAUGUUUUGGAAAUUCUCUCCAUGGGAGGGAAAACAAGCACUUACCCCAUGAUCUAGCACUGGAAGUUUUUUGGGGGUUUAGGUGGGGCCAAAAUAGUGAGGAUGUUAAAAAACAAUCAGUUAAUGUCACAAAUCCCAUUAAACUUAAGUUGUCUUGGGUUCUGGUGCUACACUGAAGUUUGGACAAACAAUACUCAAUAUCAGUGGGCAGUUAUGACGCAUGAUAAUGAAGUUACUCUUCUCAAGAUUUCGCCUUAGCAGGCAAGAGUUGAAAUAGCCAUGUUUUUUGUUUUCCUCUGUUUAUGAGAUGGUUGAGAAUUACACCAAACAGGCUGAAGACGUGGUGAGAUCAUGCCACUGUAACCUACUGUUACUUUGUAAGCUACAUUUUGUGAGUUGUACCAAGGCAUUGCUUAAAGCUUUUGAACCUUUUGGUAUGUUUGUCACACAUGUUCUUCCAUUUUCAAAAUAAAUCCACCUAAAUUGUUUCCAAAAUAGAGGGCACAACAUCCAGCUUCUAUUAGAAUAUCUUUCAGUUUACUAAACUAUUUAUGUCACAGCCUGAGCAACAUGGUCAGAUAAAGGUGCAGUAUCAAAGUAUACAUUACUAAGUGUUAUGACAACAAAGUUGUGUUGCUUCCAGAAAAGAAUUCAGAUGCCCCUUCUGCUUUGGAAGAAAUAAAAUUUUUGUAAAAGUCAUCACCUGACCUUAGAAAGAAAAGAGUUCCUACGCAUUUUUCUGCCUCCACACCUGAGAAUGGGGACAUCACUGAAUGCAAUGUUUGUAUCGAGGUGAUAACCCGUAUAUUUUUUGCAGUCUUUAACUUGGAUCUUGUUAGCUUCAAGGCUGUGGCAUCAACCAUCAUUUACAGUGACACUUUCGAAGAAAGAGAUGCAUUUCCUUCUCUUUACAAUGGCUACUGUUCACCUGUUUAACAGGAGUCCCAGAUCAGUAGCUUUAAGUGUUCUUGAAACCAGACAUGAAAUUUCGUGAAUGUUUGGAGUUCUGGCACUUAAAAAAAAUGUUUUCGAGCUGGCUUUGAGGAGAGCGUUUGUUGCUGCAGUGGUUUGCAUCAGUUGAUGGGUCAGAUUUUUAAACAUCAGUAAUGAGUUGCUUUUCUUUCAAAGAAUGGUUCAGAUACUCAGGUUUUUUUUUAAUAUAUUGAAAGUGUUCUUUCUUAUGAGGAGAAAUAGAGUUAAAAGAGAAUUUGUGAUCAUACUGAUUUCAUAAAUAUUUUUAUACUUUGAUACAUCCAGCAGGUGGGGAGACAAGUCAAAACUUUUUUGAUGAGUUUGCCCAGUCUAGGAUCCGAAAGUUGCCUGCCAGAGGCCCGACUAAGCUUAUGCUUAGCAAACUGUCCUUUGUGGACCGCUUAAAGGUUACUUCCUGGUGUGUUAGGGUUCUCUGAACGUAUUAGGAUUAGUAGCAGUUAAUUGCCUGCUAUCUUCUUCCCUUGUGCAUGUAUGCACACUAUAUUUUUACAUUUUUCUCAAAAAUAAAGCAUUUUAUCUGACCUAUCUUGAUGCAAAAUGACAGUAGACAUCAAACAAGGUGGGGAAUCCACAAUACCUACCAAAUUGUAAAUUGCAUGUUAUCAUGCAUGUAUAUAUUUAUUUUACUUUUAAAAAAAGUGGUGCACACUUGUGAAAGUGUUUUGCAGUUUGUCAUAUAUACCGAUCCCUAGUCCACAGGGAGGAAUGGACAAGUCAUUUGUACAAGGCACUGAGGCAUGUAAUGUGCUGAAUCAUGUGUUUUUGACUUCGUACAUUUGGGAUUUUUUUUUCUUCUAAGUUUUAAUUGAGUAGGUGUUCUAUUUGGAAAUCACCACGAUAUUCAGAGACCUUAAGUUCUGUGACCCUUUUAAUGCAUCAUAAAAGAGGCUCACAAAAUGAACACUUGACGGAAGAUGAAUUGGAGAACUUUAAUAAGACCUCUGAAUUUGCACAGUGAAUUUAAUUUUUAUUGGAACACUUUUAUUGUGCACUCCUAGCAUCUUUCUGACAAGAUUUUGUUACUCAUUGUAUUUCGUGUCUCUGAAGAGCUGUUGGUUUGCCAGAAAAAGUAUUCUAAUUGUUAAAUGCAAAAAGAGUGCAACUUAAGCUGUGGUCUAUUACAGCUAAAUGAAGACAACACCAGAUAGUUAUAUUUUGUCUACACAACCAGAAAGAAGAACAAAAUGAUGUAAACCCUGGAUCAGACUUAAAAAAAGACAGACCAAGAGUUCAGAACUAGAGACGAAAGGAGUGGUGUAGACACGGAUAAUUAAACGAUCUGUUUCAGCAUGUGUCUAGCUGAGUAAGGAGGCAUCAAGGGAGACAACCAGAGAUCCUGUGCACAAGCCCACAGAAUUUCUGAGUCAAAAAAAAACUACAAUAUGCAGAUAGAUGGGCCAGCAUUUUCAUCAAGAACAUAAUGGCUGUUGCAGCUUUACACCCAUAUACCCUGUAUGGAGGUAAUGAAGAUUUUUGAUAUGUUUAUCAUCAAGGUCAUUUUCUAAUGGGUUUUGACUCCUUCAAGCAUGUUUGAUGCAAACCAUAUUUGACAGUUGUUAUGGGAUCAAGGUAUCUCAUAAUUAGAGUGAUGAAAGAUGUACUUUUGCGUAGCAUGUGCAGCUUAACAAUAUUGGCAGACAGCUGAUUGUGUUAGGACUUAAUUGCAUACAAAUGUGUAAAUAUGUCAACGAAGUUAAAAUAUAUUUGUUCAGGACUGCAUCUGGUAAUAUAUAAUCCUUUUUUCCUAACAUUCAGGCACUAAGUAAUUUGGGUUUGGGCUCAUGCUCUCACAAUUUUUUCAAAAGUUUUACAUACCUCAGUUUUGAUUUAUAAACUUUUUUAAUAACAUUUUUGGGAUAAUUUUCUGACCAGAAGACAUGAUUUUCUUUUUAUAAUUAAAGGCUAAUCCAAGUGCAAAAUUUGUUCAGAUGACAGAUUUCAGUUUAUUACAAGAUUUUAGCACUCAGUAGCCAAGAAAAUAACUACAUUUUAUUUAAGUUUAUUCCUCGUUACUUGUUGAGGAUCAUAGGACUACUUUAAAGAUGUGUAAUUUUGUAGCCUACAGUUUUGAUCAGAAUUUUUUCAUAGAAGUCAAGACAGCAGCAACACAAACAUAGUCUUGCCAGUAUGGCAAUGCCUCAGGAGUUUAAGUUUUUGACUUUUAUGUGGCUGCAUGUUUCACUGAUGCAGAAAUUAAAAUUUGGAUCAGUUUGUCAGCAAACUACUGUUUGGCUUGGGUUAGCCUUUACAAAAAGUUAGCAUGGUUCUUAUCUUGCAAGUGUUGAAGUAUAACGUAGAUCCAUGUUUUAAUGCAGUUUUCUCUUGUGUUAAUAUAAGUAUGUAGCUAGAGAUUUUUUCAAACAGUAUGUAAUUUUUUUUUUUAAAUUUCAGUUUGUGUCUUUGUGUCUGUAACACAAACUUAGUGAUAAAGUUUACUUUUGAUGAUAGCGCUUGCAUUGUCUGAAAGCUCUGCCCUUGGUAUACUGAUAUGCCCAUGGAUCGUAACUGGAAACUAUAAGCGGUAUUAUCACACCGAUUUGAAUCAUGCAUUAGACAUCAAACAAUGGCCAGCUUUAUGUGCCAUCAUAUGUCUGAUUUUUUCACCUCCAUCUUGAGGCUGAACAGUUGUGGCAAGGUUGUGUAUGUCCCAUGUUUUGGAAAUACACGGUACUUUAGUAUUUAUUGUGGUCCAGGAUGUAGGUCUGUGUGAUUAUGAUACUUGAGAGGUAUACAUACCAGAAAUUACCCAGUCUGCUUCAUUACAUUUUGAUGUUUCAACGUUUUCUGUGGUUGUGGACUUUGGCUGGGACUGGGUGAUUAGAACAUCAUACUAUUGGUUUAUGAAGUCCAGUUCCUGUUAUGUGAAUAAGUAACAUCUUUCAAAAUAAACAAUUUUAAUUAAUAGCUCAGUCCUAGACAAAUUAGGCAUUGCCUUGCUUGGUUGCAUGAAUUAGCCUAACGACUAGACAUUGGUAAUGCUCAAAAUGUUUUGUAAACCAAUGAAGUAGGGAGGUACACAGGAAAGACCAUAUUCUUAAUGCCUUGGCAGUUAGGACUCAAUAAAUACAUUUUACUAAACCAGUCACCUGUAACUGAAAGACUUGACACUUUCGUCUGGGCAUGCAUUUUCGUUAACCUUAUACCUUGCAGCAAAUGUGCUGACUAAAUGACAAUUUGCCCAGAGAGUGGAAACAAGGCCGGGUUGUUUUUUUCCAGAGAUCCCUGUUACUACCUUCCAGAAUUUUCUGGUGGUAUCAUUUUCAAGAACGCCAGUUAAAAAAAAAAUACCCCACAAACUGCCAUGACUAAGAGUGGUUAUAACCAAUGUUCUUUUAUGCUGGCUAUUGUGAACUUAAAAGACCACAGUCAUUUUGAAAAUUUAACUGGCAGAGAAGACCAGAGUAAGAGGGGGAUAAAAGGGUGCCAGUCUCUUGACUAGCUUGCAAAAAAAAAAAAAGCCUAAGCAGUCAGGACAGGACAUGAAUUUCGCCAAACAAAGAGCACUCAUGUGGCUCAAUAGAUGCUCGACAUCUGUUGCAGGACAUUUCAUGUCCUUUUGGAUCAUGGUCGCCAUAUGAUUGUUCUUACCUUGCCCUCUCACCAGAUUUUUUUUCUGAUGUCACUGUCAAUGUUGAUGUCAGAUUAUGUAUCCACAUUGGGUUUAGCUGUCAGAAUUGUGUGGGUGUGCGCGCGUGUGUGUGCUGUAGCUUCACAAGUACAUAGAUUAUUAGACAUGCCAGCCAUUAGGCUUAUCAGUUAUUUAUGUUUGUCACAUUUUGCAUAAAAGUUUGACAUUUUCAAUUGUUUUCAGCAAUUGUGGCAAUCUGUUCUUGAAAAUAAAACUGAUGCAAUAUAUAA